GUCUGAAAUAACAGAAGCAACCAUCCCGCGGCAAAAACUUACUACCGAGCAGACGUUAGAAACGAUCUGGGUGAUGGUGUGAGCUUUCUGCUGUCAUGAGCGCUCUGUUUGCCUGUGAGGAGCCAGCCGCAUGGAGGAAGGUGUAUGAGAAAUACUGGGAUGUAGUGGAGGCCAAGGCCAAAGUCAAGAAACCUGGGAAGCUGCUGGACCUUGAGCGGUGGUACCAACAGGAGCUGCCCUCACUGAUUUCAAGUCGGCCUGACAAACAUGUCUCUCUAUCAGAGCUAAAGAAACUGAUGGAGUGGAAGCUCACUAGAGGGAAGUUCAGGCCGAGGCUGCAGCAGCUGGUGGCUUCCAACAGCGAGGACGAGGUGGAGAAAUGUUCCAGAAAGGCCUUCAGCCUUCUGCCUGACGUGCAGGCCGCCAUUGCAGAGCUCAGCUCCCUGAAAGGAGUCGGCCCAGCCACUGCUUCAGCUGUGUUAGCAGCGGGAGCUCCAGAACAGGCUGCGUUCAUGUCUGAUGAAGCCAUGGAGAGUGUACCGGGACUGAAGCCCAUCCAGUACACCGCCAAGCACUACACCGUGUACCUGGAAAAGAUGACUGAGAGGACCGAAAAACUAAACAGAGUGGAUCCGCUGCAGGACUGGACGCCCCACAGGCUGGAGCUGUGUUUGUGGGUGAUGAGCAUAGCCACACAGCUGCAGCUCCAACUUCUAAAGGACAUCGAUGUGAGGGGGAGCGCAGUGGGGAAGAAGUGCUCCGACAGUGAAGCUGACCAGAGACCAACAAAGAAACUCAAAUCUGCAUAAAACCGAACAUUUUACAUGAAUGCCGAUUUAAAAUUUGUAGUUUUUUCCUUUUCCCAAAAUAAUAAUAAAACCUUUUUGUGGUGAAGUGUU
Oreochromis aureus is the source of this 899-nucleotide messenger RNA. RefSeq lists its product as uncharacterized. Gene Ontology annotation, molecular function: DNA binding. The transcript is spliced from 6 exons. NCBI's taxonomy places the organism in Eukaryota, Metazoa, Chordata, Actinopteri, Cichliformes, Cichlidae. The record is from RefSeq and is a predicted model, not a curated record. The coding region runs from base 96 to 809 and encodes 237 amino acids.